This is a messenger RNA of Aspergillus fumigatus Af293, 1572 nucleotides long. RefSeq names its product glycosyltransferase family 1 protein. Lineage: Eukaryota; Fungi; Ascomycota; Eurotiomycetes; Eurotiales; Aspergillaceae. The record is from RefSeq and is a predicted model, not a curated record. Gene Ontology annotation, molecular function: UDP-glycosyltransferase activity. The transcript is spliced from 2 exons. The coding region runs from base 1 to 1572 and encodes 523 amino acids.
AUGAAGACUGAUUUCGAGGUCCAUCCAGCUCGCAAGAUCUUGGUGGUUGUCACCGUCGGCGGGUCGACUAAUUCAGCCCCCAUUCUCGAAAUAUGCCGCAUCCUGGCUGAGCGUGGACACACCGUAGAAUUUGCCACGCUACAGGGACGCGAGCAUUUCGUCGACCAGUUCCCCUUCGUCUCCGCCGUUCACAUUGUAGGUCGCGCCAUCACCGCCAUCGAGGACGAGGAACUAUACGUGCGGCUAAGCCGGUGGGAUAACCGCAGUUACCGUGGCCGUCGGGAUUACCUACAAUGUAAGAAGUUCUACGACUCGUUCUGGCCAAAGACGUAUCGCGGCCUCAGACAUGUAGUCCAGACUAGUCGGCCGGACUUCAUCUUUGCAGAUUACCAGCUGGAUGCUGCUCGAGAUGUCGCCAAAGAAUGCUGUCUUCCACUAGCAACCCUGUGGCCGCAGAUGCCGUGGCUUUUGGCCCCGCAGAAAUGGAUUCCGGGUGUGCCUGGGACGCAGACAAGGUGUUUGACCAGCGAACACGCCAGCAUGUACGACCGGCUAUUCGAACAGACGUAUUUUCUACGAUACGCUCCAAACCUGAUUGACCUCUACCAGUGGACGAAGAAGCUCCGGCAAGCGAACGGAGUCAAGACGAUGCCUUCGUUGAAGCCACAGCCCGAUCACAUCCAUCUGGUCAACUCGUUCUUCGGCUUGGAGCCUCCGAAACCGGUGCCACCUCUCAUAUUUCCGGCGGGACCCAUUUUCUCUGAUUCAUGGAGAUCUCUCGAUGCUGGCCUUGAGGAAUUCUUGCGCACCAGGGCAUCCGUCGUGUUCGUCGCAUUCGGAACGCAUGUCAUACUCUCCUAUGAGGUUGUGCUGAAGAUUCUCCAAGGCCUUGAGGGCGCCAUGUGCGCUGGGCAUAUCGACGGCGUAGUAUGGGCCAUGAGAGCCGACAGCGCCAGCGAAAUCAACGGCACCUCUGUGCUGGAGCUUCUGCAGAACAGACAUUCUGCCUGGCUCUUUGUUGAGGAGGCCCCACAGCGAGCCAUCCUCGAUCACCAGUCUGUGGUAUUAUUCUUCACACAUGCCGGCCCGUCUUCCGCCAACGAGGCCCUCUACCACGGCGUCCCCAUGGUGGCCAUGGCGAUCUACGGCGACCAGAUCCAUAACAGCAUGCGUCUGGCCGCGGCAGGGGUGGCGGUGGCCAUCGACAAGCAUACCUUCACGUCGCAGCAAAUCUCCUCGUCCGUCGCUGCUAUCGUGACAGACGCGCAAGGGGAGUUCCGCCGCAAUGUCCGCCGGAUGCAGCGAAUCGCCCGUGUUGCAUGUAGAAGGAAAUACGCCGCUGCAGGUCUGAUCGAAGAGCACAUGUAUGACUGGGGUCUCAGGUACGAACGGGAACGCGCUGAGGGAUCACUGUCGGGCCUUAACGGAGGCCGGGGAAGGGAACUCUUCCCAAUGCACUUGCAGACUGCGGAUGCACGGAUGUCGUGGCUCAAGGCCACCAACAUGGACCAGUACUUGCUUGGCAUUUUUAUCUGUGUCAUAUCUGGUAUGGUAUGGAAGUAUGUGUUGUAG